This is a messenger RNA of Synchiropus splendidus (mandarinfish), 1165 nucleotides long. It is a transcript of the gene snx10b, whose product is annotated as sorting nexin 10b. Gene Ontology annotation, biological process: intracellular protein transport. Gene Ontology annotation, molecular function: phosphatidylinositol binding. Bases 212 to 850 code for a protein of 212 amino acids. NCBI's taxonomy places the organism in Eukaryota, Metazoa, Chordata, Actinopteri, Syngnathiformes, Callionymidae. The record is from RefSeq and is a predicted model, not a curated record. The transcript has 5 exons.
GGAAGAGGAGGGACAGCUUCAACGGUGGGGUUAGUUCUCGCUUUUAUUCACUCCCGUGUUGAAAUCGGUUCUUAUUUUGGAGUUUAUUGAGGAACCUUGGAAGAUUCUGAGGGAAUUUCCUGCCCUUCACCAGAGAGCUUCCUCAAACAGCCGACAAAACUUCCCCUUACCAGUCUGAGCUGCUGCCUGCUCAGUCUGGCCGGGUCUCUCCAUGCAGCCGGUCAUCAGCGUGUGGGUUCGCGACCCUCGGAUACAGAAGAAUGACUUUUGGCACGCAUACAUCGACUAUGAAAUCGGCUUACAUACCAACAGUGUUUUCUUCACCAAGAAGAUCUCUAUUGUGAGGAGGAGGUUCAGUGAGUUUGUCUGGCUCCGACAGAGACUCCAGGCCAACUCCAUGUUAAUGAUUAGUCUCCCGCCGCUGCCCCCGAAAAACCCUUUCUUUAGCCUGAACAACGCCAAGCAGAUCGCGGAAAGGAUACAAGGCCUUCAGAAGUUCCUGGAACAGAUUGUGCAGAGUCCACUGCUGCUGUCCGACAGCUGCCUCCACCUCUUCCUCCAGUCUCAGCUCAGCAUCUCGAAAAUGGACGCGUGCGUGGCCGGAAGGACUCACUUUUCAGUGGCCCAGGCCGUCCAGUGCUGCACUCUCAGGAGAUUUCAUUUCGAGGACGACUUGCCAAAUGACUCCAGCUUGUCAUGUGACUGUGACUCAGAUAGCUUCGAGAGUCGGGAUCCAGACUCUGAGAUUAAAGCCUCGUCUGUGGACAUAACAGGAAACACGCAUUCUCUGGAUGUCAGUGGCCCCAGUCAAGAAGAGGGCUCACUCUGCUGCUCUUUUGAGUCCACAUGAUCAUCACGUUCCUGCCAAAACCUUGAACAAUGCACACUUUUUCUUGCUGUUACCAGCGGCUCAUGCACUUUUGUCCGUGUCUUUUCGAUCUGCAUUGCUUUGUGGGUUUCUGUACGAUAAGAUAUCGACAAAUCAGAUACGUAACCUGUGUUGUACAUAAAAUAUAUGUAACGCCGCACUCCUGAGGAGUUUGACGAUCCGCCAGUAGGUGGCAGUGUUGUAACACUCAAAAGAGCGCUGCACGUGAUAAUAUUGUUGAUGUGUUUUGCAUUAAAAAUGAGCUGUAAACAAAGAAUUGUGUUGCCAAUAAAACCA